AUGAGUUCGGCAACGCGACCUUCAAGCGGUGGAGGCGGCGGAGGAAUUCGUGGCUUUUUCUCCAAACUUCGGAAACCUUCCGACCAGGUUCAAGUUGGAACUCGGAUAUUUGAGGCUCAUGAGUUGCAAAAGCUAAUUCCGCAAAUGGAGGAAUCCAUUCAGCGGAAGGAUCAUUUGCUAAUGCAGCAACAGAAGGACUUAGAAAACCAUCUGGAGCGCAUUGCUGAAUUGGAAGCUGAAGUUACAUCUCUCCAGAGGGAGUGUGACAAACUGAGAUCUGUUCUCGACCAAAAAGCCACAUCUGCUGCUAGUCCAGGUGUUCCAGCCUCUCCUACUGGCUCUCGUACAGAGCAAUUAGGAAACGAUCUUCAACAGAAGGCUGUCUUACCUAAUGACGUUAGAUCUAAGAAACUUGCUGUUUCUGCUGAGCCCACUAAUUUCGAACAAACUAAGGCUACACUUCAACAUCAUAGCAAAACAGCUGGGUCUAAACAACUGAUCCGGGAUGCUGUUCAGAAGAAUGAUUUCCUCAAGCAAUUAGCUAAAGAACAGAUUAUUGAAUUGGUUGAAUGCAUGUACGAGAUGAGAGCAAGAGCAGGACAAUGGGUUAUCCAAGAGGGUGAACCAGGAGAUCGCCUGUUUGUGGUUGCAGAGGGAGAACUUCAAGUUUCUCGGGAAGGACAACUAUUGGGAAUGAUGAAAGCUGGAACUGUGAUGGGAGAAUUGGCUAUUUUAUACAACUGUACUCGCACUGCUUCUGUCCAAGCUAAAACUGACGUCCAAUUAUGGGUACUCGAUCGAAGUGUUUUCCAACAAAUCACCCAGCGACUUGGAAUGGAGAGACAUGCGCAAUUAAUGAGCUUCUUGAGCAAGGUCAGCAUUUUCGAACAUUUAACCGAGGAUCGAAUUGCCAAAAUUGCGGAUGUAUUGGAUCAAGAUUAUUAUGCUGGUGGGCAUUACAUAAUUCGACAAGGAGAGAAGGGAGACACAUUCUUUAUUAUCAACAGUGGCCAAGUGAAAGUUACAAGAACAUUUGAGAAUGAAACACGAGAAAUCCGCGUACUUGGACAGGGUGAUUUCUUCGGAGAACGAGCUUUAUUGGGAGAAGAAGUACGCACGGCAAACAUAAUUGCGCAAGCGCCGGGAGUAGAAGUUCUGACUUUGGACAGAGAUUCAUUUUUGAAACUCAUUGACUUGGAUUCUAUUCGUAAAGAUUACGGAGAUGAUGCUCGUGGAGGAGUGCCUGAGCCUCCUAGUCCCGAUAAACUCGGAAUUAUGGAUGAUAUCCGAGCGGAAUUCGAGAGUAUUAAGUUAACAAAUGUUAAAAGAUUGGCAACUCUUGGUGUUGGCGGCUUCGGUCGUGUCGAACUUGUCUGUCUUAACAGUGAUAAAUCCAAAACAUAUGCUUUAAAAGCCUUAAAGAAGAAACACAUAGUCGAUACUAGACAACAAGAGCACAUCUUCGCCGAACGUAACAUAAUGAUGGAAACGAACUCGGAUUGGAUCGUUAAGCUUUAUAAAACUUUCCGAGAUACUAAGUUUGUGUACAUGCUUCUGGAGGUCUGUCUCGGAGGUGAACUAUGGACUACUCUCCGUGAUAGAGGUCAUUUCGAUGAUUACACAGCUCGUUUCUACGUUGCCUGUGUUCUUGAAGGACUUGAGUAUCUUCAUCGAAAACAUAUUGUCUAUCGGGAUUUGAAACCUGAGAAUUGUCUUCUUACAGACACUGGAUAUCUCAAAUUGGUUGAUUUCGGAUUUGCUAAGAAAUUGGCUUCUGGAAGAAAAACUUGGACGUUCUGCGGAACUCCUGAGUAUGUUUCUCCAGAAAUUAUUCUGAAUAAAGGUCACGAUCAAGCAGCUGAUUACUGGGCGUUAGGUAUUUACAUUUGUGAACUUAUGUUGGGACGUCCACCAUUCCAAGCUAGUGAUCCAAUGAAGACUUACACCUUAAUCUUGAAAGGUGUUGAUGCUCUCGAAAUUCCCAAUAGACGUAUUGGUAAAACAGCUACUGCUCUCGUUAAGAAGCUCUGUCGUGAUAACCCAUCCGAACGAUUGGGUUCUGGAAGCGGAGGAGUAAAUGACAUUCGUAAACAUAGAUGGUUUAUGGGCUUUGACUGGGAAGGAUUGAGAACUCGUACUUUGAAGGCUCCAAUUCUACCUAAGGUUUCCAAUCCAACUGAUGUGACCAACUUUGAUAAUUAUCCACCUGAUUUGGAUGUUCCACCCGAUGAGUUCUCAGGAUGGGAUGAUGGUUUCUAA
Messenger RNA from Auanema sp. JU1783, 2259 nucleotides. Lineage: Eukaryota; Metazoa; Nematoda; Chromadorea; Rhabditida; Rhabditidae. The record is from the annotation of a GenBank genome assembly.